Messenger RNA from Pelagomonas calceolata, 1183 nucleotides. The record is from the annotation of a GenBank genome assembly. Lineage: Eukaryota; Pelagophyceae; Pelagomonadales; Pelagomonadaceae.
CGACCGCACAAACGCCUCACGCAAGCCAAAAUGAUCCUCACAAACUGCGCCGCCUGCGCUGCCCCGCUGGGCUUAUCCUUGGGGAAGAAAUGCGGCCGCUGCAGCACGCGCUACUGUGGGCCUGAAUGCCAGGUGCAGCACUGGAAAGAAGGCGGGCACGACCAGCUCUGCAAACCAAUAAAAAAGGCAGGCGGCGCUGAGCAGUACAACGCAAAUAAGAAAUACACGGAGGCCGUCGCGGUCGCGGCCGAGAAAUGCGCCGAGGACGUGAAGGGGCAGACGUGCUACAUCUGCACGCAGGCCCUCCAUUGGAAAACGAAGGAGGGCCUCGUGCGCGGGUGUUCGUGCCGCGGGACGGCGGGCUUCGUGCAUGUGUCGUGCCUGGCGGAGCAGGCCAAGAUCUUGCUAGCGGAGGGCGAGGAGAACAAUUUGGGUUUCAAGGCGAUGAAUGAGAGGUGGGGGCGGUGGGAGAAGUGUAGCCUGUGCGAGCAACUGCACCACGGCGUUGUGCGGGGUGCGCUCGGUUGGGCCUGCUGGAAGACGUACCUGGGGCGGCCGGAGCGGGAUCCGAUUCGGAUAAACGCGAUGACGCAGCUUGGGAACGGUUUAACUGCUCUGGAUCAUCACGAUGACGCGUUGUCCGUGAGAGAAGUCGAGUUGGCUACGAUGAGGCGCCUUGGCACGCCAGAAGAAGUUACGAUAAUGACAAAAGCGAACAUAGCCCAUUCUUACGAAUGUCUAGGACGAUACGAGGAGACUCUCGCCCUUCGCCGCGAGGUGUACGCCCAAGCGGUGGCAUUUAAACAUCCGACCGACCAAAUCAUUAUCUACGCCAACAACCUUGCAGUCUCGCUAAAAAGAGCUGAGCGUUACGAGGAAGCAAAGUGUUUUUUACGCGAGAGGAUCGCGGAGGGAUUUGACCGGACGCUCGGCGCAAAUCAUAUCAGCGUAAUAAAGCUCCGCUGGAAUUACGCGGGUGCCUUUUGCGACGACGACAAAGCCUCCCGCGACGACGUUGUCAAGGCGGUGGCAACCUUCGAGGAGCUCUUCUCGACGACGCAGCGGCUCUUAGGGAAAUUUCAUCCGACUACGAAGAGUGCCAAGGCGUACUUAGAGAGCGGGCGAUCGAAGCUCGCGCGUUUCGACGCCCAGUCAUAGUUUCUCGAGCCUAACAUAACUCCUC